This is a messenger RNA of Parasteatoda tepidariorum (common house spider), 3184 nucleotides long. RefSeq lists its product as uncharacterized. The record is from RefSeq and is a predicted model, not a curated record. Gene Ontology annotation, molecular function: protein binding. NCBI's taxonomy places the organism in Eukaryota, Metazoa, Arthropoda, Arachnida, Araneae, Theridiidae.
UUGUAUUUUUUUUCUUCUCGACUUUGACGAAGUUUGUAGUAACCGGGGGGAGAAAAUAGCAUCUACAUCUUCGUGUUCCCAAAGAGCCAUGUGACGAGUAUUUCUUUUUUUUAUUAUUUUAUUAUUAUUUUAAUUUUUUUGACUUGAAAGUGUUGAUUUCGUGUUUCUAUUCGACUAUCGGACUUGUAUUACUGCUUGAUAUUCAUUUUUUGGAUAAGACUUGGUGAGGCGAAAUUAAUUUGGAAGUUGUGAUCUCUCUUUUAAAACUUUUUUUCCGGAUGUGCAGGAUCUAUUUGGGAUCAUGGGGUGUGUGUCGUCUGUGUUUCAGUAUGGAUCUUACGUUAUAGAUGAAAAAGCUGCACCUGAAGCCAGAGAGGAAAAUGACAAAACAGCUGGCGAUGUUCCGUCCACUGAAGAUCUGCCAAAUAAAAUUGCUGAAAAUGACACAGAACCAAUCAAAGUGGAGACUAUUAAACUAGAGGAAAAAGAUGAAAAAGACAAAGAUAUUGGUGAACCAACCGUCAUGGAAUUUGAACGUGUGCGAGAAACUAAAUUGGAAAAAGAAAAAACUAUUAAAGAUUCAGGUGAAACGACAGAGAAAACAGUUUUUACUGAAUAUCAGGAAAGUGUAAAGGUAGAAGAAAAUAAAAGUCCCGCAGAAAAAGAGAAAAAAAGUAAAUCAUUUUUCCCAUCAUUUUCCUCAAAGGAUUCUCUCAGUUUUAUGUCAGAAACUCCGACUUCCAGACCAACCUCUUUUGUGAGCCAAACAUCUUCGGAAGUUUUUCAUCCAGUUAUAAGAGAGGAAGUUAAAACGGAAAUUGUUACACCUCCAAGCGGUUUAUUUACUUCAAACACCCAGGCACACGAUUCUGUUGAAAUCGAAAACGAGAAAAAAUCCCUUAGUUCAAGCUUCAACUCAUUUACAAAAUCAGCAAAAGAUGCAGGAAAUAAACUCGAAAGUGCUGCUGCUGAUGCUAACAAGGAGUUGCAAAAUAAAGCGGCAGAGCUGGAAGAAGGAGCUCGUCAAUUGCAAGGACAAGCUGAAGCCAAAGUAAAAGAAACCGAAGGAGAAUUGAAUAAAGCCAAGUCUGACGCUGAGAAAGCCAUCCAAGAUACUACUGAAAACAUUCAAAACAAAGCUAAAGAAACGCAAUCAAAGGUUCAACAGUCCAUUUCAUCAACUCAAUCAGCACUUCAAAAUAAAGCAAAAGAAGCAGAAAAUAAAUUGAAAGAAACCCAAUCACAAGCUGAAAAAGCAGUGUCUGACACGAAUGAAUUAAUUCAAUCUAAAACCAAAGAGGCAGAAAAUAAAUUUCAAAAUUUUCAAUCUAAGACUCAAGCACAAAUUGAUUCAAAUAUCAAAAAUGCUGAAACAGCUGCUUUAGAUAUGAAAUCUAAAGCCGAGAAAAGCAUAGCCGAUGCAAAUGCUGAGCUAGAAUCCCGUAUUCAAGAUGUGCACGCAAAAGCUCAGGCUACUGUUUUAAAUAUUCAAGCCAAAGCCCAACAAAAUGCUGCAAAAGUCACCAGUCAAAUUGAUGAAAAGGCAAAGGAAGCGGAGACUGCCGCUCAGAAUCUUCAAAGCAAGGUUGAAAAAACUGUUUCAGAUUCUGCCUCUCAGCUUCAGAGUAAGGCAUCUGAAGCUGAAGCAGCUGUGAAAAAUCUUCAUUCCAAAGCUGAAGCACAAGUACGUGAUGCUGAAAGUGCUGUGCAGAAUCUUCAGUCAAAAGCACAAGAAACUAUUGAAACGAAACAGAAAGAAGCUGAAGCAAAGGUGCAAGACCUUCAAAAUAAAGCCCAAAGUGAACUUGAUUCAAAAACUCGGGAAGCAGAAACAGCCCUCAAGAACCUUCAAACUUCCGCUGAAAGUGCUGUAACCAGUACCACGGCUCAGCUACAAAAUAAGGCAAAGGAAGCUGAAAAUCAAGUAAAAGGUUUCCAGUCACAAGCAGAGAAUGCAAUUUCCACUGCUAGUAUCCAAUUAAAAUCAAAAGUUUCGGAAGCAGAAUCUCAGUUGCAAUCAAAAGCUGCAGCAACAAUUUCUUCCGCUGAAUCCCAAUUUAAAUCCCAAAUUGGAAAUGUAGAAUCUCAAGUUCAAUCAGCCACUAAACAAGCUGAAGAUAAAGCAAAUGAAAUUAAAAGCAAAACAGAAGGCUUCGUAUCGUCAGCUAGUCUUGAGUUACAAAACAAAAAGAAUGAAGCUGAAGAAAGUCUAAAAAAUGUAACAGAGACAGUGAAAAAGACCGAGUCUGAUAUUCAAGUUAAAGGUCAAGAUAGUCUUGCAAGUCUUCAACAAAUGCCAAUGGCAGCUCUUGGUGCUCUAACGGGAGGUGCUCAAAAUGCAGUUGGUGGCGUUGGAAAAAAUUUGCAACAAGUGCUGUCAGGAGUUCAGGAAAAAUCACAAGAAGUUAUACAAACUGUACAAGAAGUUCCAAAACAUAUACAAAACACCAUCGCUGAUGUACAGACCAAAGCAAUGGGCGCCAUUUCAGAUCUUAAAGAAAUUCCUACAGCAGCUUUAGGUUCUCUGACACAAGUUCAAUCAUCUGUACUAGGUUCAGCUACUCAAGGUGUACAGGGAAUUCAGAAACAAGCAGAAGAAGCUCUGGUUAAGGCAGUGGACGAUGGUACGGGUAAUAUAAACGAAGCUGUUGUUAAAAUACAAGCUGGUGUGCGGGGAUAUUUAACGAGAAAGUCUUUAAAAGAAAAGAAAGAAAAAACAGACACUUCAGAUGACAAAGAAAGCACUCCAACAAACGACCUGCUCGCUAGCACAGAGAAUCAAGCCAAGAGUAUACUGGACGAGAAUCUUCUAUCCUCUGAUGCUGCUCUCGAGGAGUUUCUGAAAGAGCAGAACAUCGAGAGCCCUCAGCUGACAGAAGAAGAGUUGUCCUGGCUACAGGAAGGUGCUUAUGAAGGUGACCAGGAGCAGGCCGCCACCAAAAUUCAAGCUGCAUUUCGUGGUUUCAAGGUUCGAAAAGAUUCGCCUCAAAGCAAGUAGAUUCUGCUUCAUGUUGCUGCUUAAAAUUUCUCCGUUCACCCGCGAUCUGUGAUCAAAUUCGCCUUCUUAUUCCUCUGCACUUGAAAAAUCAUAGAGUUGUCAUAAUGAUGCGGUUGUUUUUUUGUAAUAAAGGAAGGCUUUUCAAAUUGAUUGUAAAUAAAAAUAAAGUAUGCUUCUUAUUAUUAA